AUGAUGAUAGUAACAACAACAAAAUGUAUGCUUACUUUGACGCUAUGUACAUCCUGGAUUGGUCGAUGCAGCAAUCGCUAGCCUUUGAGCUAAAAGGAAAUUUUUAUUUCCGUCCAAAGAUUUUCAAAAUUUCUCUUUCUUCAUAUUUCCCUUCUUCUUCCACAUCAUGUAUACAUUACUCAGUGGAUUCUACAAUUAUCUUACACAAAAAGAGGAAUACAAUGUACUAAUUAUUGGCUUGGAUAAUGCUGGAAAAACAACUCUGUUAGAGCGAAUUAAAUCAAUCUUUAUGGGUGUAGCUGGACUAUCUCCUGACAGGAUUGCACCAACAGUUGGAUUGAAUAUCGGUCGUAUCGAAGUUAAUUCAUCACGUAUCAAGUUUUGGGAUCUGGGUGGACAACGGGAUUUACAAUCUAUUUGGCAACGUUACUAUUCAGAUUGUCAUGCAAUAGUGUUUGUGGUUGACUCAACCGACGGACGAAGAUUAGAAGAAUGCAAAGAUACUUUUGAAACAAUCAUCACCAAUGAUCUAGUGGAAGGAGUGCCUAUUCUGAUGUUAGCUAAUAAACAAGAUUUACCUAAUGCAUUACGUGUAGAAGAAAUCAAGGAAGUAUUCAACAAGAUAGCCGUCAAAUUAGGCGCAAGGGAUUCACGUGUGUUACCAGUGAGUGCAUUGGAAGGAAAUGGAGUACGAGAAGCUAUUGAUUGGAUGAUCAAACGUCUACAACGGAACAAAUUGAAUCGACCACCUCUUUAUCGGUAAUUGAAUAGAUGGAUGAUACUCAUAAUUAAUUAGUAUAUACAACCUAGCUUUUAUUAUUUUUUUGUACCAUUUAUCAUUAACUUAAUAAAAAUAUAUACCACUCUCUGAUAA
Molecule: messenger RNA, 874 nt
Organism: Halteromyces radiatus
Lineage: Eukaryota; Fungi; Mucoromycota; Mucoromycetes; Mucorales; Cunninghamellaceae
Product: P-loop containing nucleoside triphosphate hydrolase protein
Exons: 6
Coding region: 167-763 (198 amino acids)
Biological process (GO): protein localization to organelle; intracellular protein transport; Golgi to plasma membrane protein transport
Cellular component (GO): Golgi apparatus
Molecular function (GO): GTPase activity; GTP binding
Source: RefSeq, a predicted model, not a curated record